AUGCUACCAUUGCUGUUUGUAGUAACAUCAACAACACCAGUCAAUGUGUCUAAACCUCCAGUAGAGUCGGUGGAUGCAAACGUAGUGGUGUAUUCCGUGCAGUCUGGACAAAGAACAGAAGUCAGAGUGACCAACGCACCAUUGGAGUUCGUAGUAACAUCAACAACACCAGUCAAUGUGUCUAAACCUCCAGUAGAGUCGGUGGAUGCAAAUGUAGUGGUGUAUUCCGUGCAAUCGGGACAAAGGAGAGAAGUCAGAGUCACUAAUGCACCAUUGCUGUUUGUCGUAACGUCAACAACACCAGCCAAAGUGUCUAAACCUCCAGUAGAGUCGGUGGAUGCAAACGUAGUGGUGUACUCAGUACAAUCGGAACAAAUAAUUGACGUCAGAGUUACCAAGGCACCAUUGCUGUUUGUCGUAACGUCAACAACACCGGUCAAAGUAAUCGAGUGCAACUCUCUGCAUCAAGCGAGGUGA
Molecule: messenger RNA, 477 nt
Organism: Clavispora lusitaniae ATCC 42720
Lineage: Eukaryota; Fungi; Ascomycota; Pichiomycetes; Serinales; Metschnikowiaceae
Source: RefSeq, a predicted model, not a curated record